Messenger RNA from Naumovozyma castellii, 918 nucleotides. It is a transcript of the gene ATG3, whose product is annotated as Atg3p. The transcript has a single exon. The coding region runs from base 1 to 918 and encodes 305 amino acids. Lineage: Eukaryota; Fungi; Ascomycota; Saccharomycetes; Saccharomycetales; Saccharomycetaceae. The record is from RefSeq and is a predicted model, not a curated record.
AUGCUGAGGUCAACCAUAAGUAGCUGGAGAGAAUAUCUUACUCCAAUUUCGCAUAAAUCCACGUUUCUUUCUACGGGGCAAAUUACGCCGGAAGAAUUUGUACUAGCGGGCGACUAUUUGGUACAUAGGUUCCCUAUUUGGAAAUGGAAUGAGUCUGUUGUAGACGUCUCAGUGAGGGAUUUUUUACCUGCAGAGAAGCAAUUCUUAGUUAUUAGGAAAGUCCCUUGUAUGGAACGUGCUCAGGAUAUGUUGAACGUUGAAGACGAAAGGGGAGAAAGCGAUAAUCAAGGUUUAGAAGAAGGAGAGGAUGAUAUGGAUAUAAUUCGAGUGGAAAACAACAAAUUGAAUAUGAUAGGCAAGGACCAUCAAGACGACAUCGAUGAAUUAAUGCGAGAUAUGGAACUCCAUGAUAGUGAAGACGAGGAUGUUAAUUCAAAUGUCAAUAUGGAUGAACAGACAUAUGCCAAAAGAAGGUAUUAUGAUCUUUAUAUUACUUAUUCCACAUCAUAUCGUGUGCCGAAGAUGUACAUGGUGGGCUUCAACGGGGAUGGUUCGCCAUUAACACCCGAACAAAUGUUUGAAGAUAUCUCUGCGGACUAUAGGGCCAAGACGGCUACUAUUGAGAAUUUACCAUUUUACAAACCAUCUAUUCCAUCUGUGUCGAUACAUCCUUGUAAGCAUGCAAAUAUAAUGAAAAUAUUAUUAGAAAAGGUUCGCUUAAUUAAUCAUAGAAGAAGGAGCGAGCAAGAAGAAGAUCAUGAGGCAAAAAAUGUGAAGCAAGAUACUGAGGAUUGGGAAGACUUACAAAAGGAUGUAUAUGACACAUUGAGGGCAGAUCAAUACUUGGUUAUAUUUUUGAAAUUUAUAACAAGUGUGACUCCCACUAUCGAACAUGACUAUACCAUGGAAGGAUGGUGA